AUGAAUUGCUCUUAUGACGAAUUUGACGUGCACAAUGUCGCACCUCUAGACAUUCAUGCCUACAUUACCACUACCCCUUAUCCUGGCACUCAGCUCUUCCAACAUCAUUGGAUAGCCAGUCAUGUCCACGUUUAUUUUUGGGAGCGCAUUCGCCUUCAUGACAUUGUUCAUUUAGAUGACAUGUCAGUAUUCGCUCAAAGCUAUCGCGGAAAAUUUAUCGGAAUUAGCCGAUUAAGAGAAGGGUGGGCAGAUAUUAAGAUUCACAGGCAAGGUCCCGGAAAAGCGGUCCCAUACAUCUUGACUAUUCCCACCGAUUUCAUCCAACUAUCCAUGUUUUGGCGUCUUAAGCUGAAGUACCUGGAGCGCUUAAGGCCAAACCACUUCCAUGUUUCAAACCUGUGCAGUCAAAGAGAAACAGAUUUUGACUCUGGUGAUCACUUGACAAUUUCAUCUUUAGCAGGUUUUGAACCCAUGCAGACAGAUUUGGAUUCUGCCGUAUCAACUGCUUGGCUAAGACCAGUUAGAUGCACCCCAAAUGUGCCCAUUCAGAAGUGA
Suillus plorans is the source of this 555-nucleotide messenger RNA. RefSeq lists its product as uncharacterized. Bases 1 to 555 code for a protein of 184 amino acids. The transcript has a single exon. The record is from RefSeq and is a predicted model, not a curated record. NCBI's taxonomy places the organism in Eukaryota, Fungi, Basidiomycota, Agaricomycetes, Boletales, Suillaceae.